GACGAGCUCGCCGAAAUGGCCGCGUCCAGUCAAGGAAACUCUGAGGGAAAUUUUGAGUCACUGGACCUUGCAGAAUUUGCUGAAAGGCAACCAUGGUGGCGCAAGCUGUUUAGGCAGGAAUCCGGGGACUCAGCCGAAAAGUACAGUGUGGCAACCCAGCUGUUAAUUGGAGGUGUCACUGGAUGGUGCACAGGUUUCAUAUUCCAGAAGGUUGGAAAGUUGUCUGCAACAGCUCUGGGAGGUGGAUUCUGUCUCCUUCAGCUUGCAAACCAUACUGGGUACAUCAAAGUGGACUGGCAGCGAAUAGAGCAGGACAUGAAGAAAGCCAAGGAACAGCUGAAGAUCAGGAAGAGCAGCCAGAUACCCACGGAGAUCAAAAGCAAAGCAGAGGAGAUUGUGUCAUUUGUGAAGAAGAAUGUUCUAGUGACUGGUGGGUUUUUCGGAGGCUUUCUGCUUGGCAUGGUAUCCUCAGGAGAAUGACUUCACUUCCAUUAUUCCUGGUUCUUCCAACCAGCAGC
Molecule: messenger RNA, 518 nt
Organism: Manis javanica (Malayan pangolin)
Lineage: Eukaryota; Metazoa; Chordata; Mammalia; Pholidota; Manidae
Source: RefSeq, a predicted model, not a curated record